This is a messenger RNA of Rattus norvegicus (Norway rat), 1969 nucleotides long. Lineage: Eukaryota; Metazoa; Chordata; Mammalia; Rodentia; Muridae. The record is from RefSeq and is a predicted model, not a curated record.
AGCCACCAUGUGGUUGCUGGGAAUUGAACUCAGGCCCUCUGGAAGAGCAGUCAGCGCUCUUAACCGCUGAGCCAUCUCUCCAGCCCCCAAAUGUCAUGAUCUUUAAAACCCUAUUUUCAUGCUAUAAAAAUAUAUGGGCCUUGAGAGUAUACGAACCAGCACUGCACAGAGGCAAGGAGGAAAGCACAGGAUCUAGGUGACAAGAAGCACCAACACCAGAGAACAAGACAAGGCUGACUACCCACCCAAUCAAAGGGAAGACAACAUUUUGCUGUUUCUGAUUUCCUAUGAAGUCUGGUGGCCAGAACUGAGAGGAAGAAGGCAGAUUUACUGAGGUUGGGACAAAUAGUCUGUAGUCAUCCCACAAUACUAUCUAAAGAAGGGGUGGGGCUGGAGAGAUGGCUCAGUGGUUAAGAGCACUGACUAAUGCUCUUCCUGAGGUCCUGAGUUCAAAUCCCAGCCACCACAUGGUGGCUCACAACCAUCUGUAAUGGGAUCUGAUGCCCUCUUCUGAUGUCUGAAGACAGCGACAGUGUACUUAUAUAUAAUAAUUAGAUCUUUAAAAAAAAGAAAGAAAAGGGCAAUUUAGAUUCAAUUUAGUUUGUGGUAAAAAAAAAACAAAAACUAUGUUAACUCCAGGGCUUCAGCUAGAGCCUAGGAUGUGACCAAAGUCGUCUUUUGCUUGGAAAAGUCUUCAGCUAUUCUAGACCCUAAUCAUCUGCCCAAACCUUGCUUGUGGAGCUGGGACACGCCUCUCUACCUUUCUGAGUCUGGGCCUAUUCCUUAUACAAUGUCCCCUGAGGGAACACUGAGCUGCCAUAAAUGCAGUGGAUGGAAUAAUGUGGGCUGUGUCCCCAUCCUGAUACCACAGGCUCCUACCACUCAGCACACUCUGCCCUCCACAAUGGAACAUCCUCAAUACCCAGACAUAUUCCAUUUGUUGGAAUCAGGCUGCGUUCUAGAACCUUGCCCUCUCCAAUGCCUUCCUCACUCUGGAACACACUGCUGUUUCCCACAGGACAGCCUAGCAUGGCAGGAUUUUGCUGGCCCUGGACAGUGACUUGAGAGCAGGCUGUGAGCAGGAUGCGCUGGCGGGACCGCUUAGCUGUGUUAUACUUCCCCCCAGGCCUGAUGCUCACUAUAGCUGCACUCAUUCUCUUCUUCAUACACAUGGGUGUCUUUGCUAGUGAUGUUCACAACUUCUGUGUCAUCUACCACUACGACCGCAUGAGCUUCCCUUACACGGUUGUACUGAUAUUUUCCCAGGUGAUCAGCAUCGGCUGGGCUGCCAUGGGGUCACUCUACGCAGAGAUGACUGGUGACAAGUUUCUUAGAUGCUUUGCUUUGACCAUCCUGAGACUCCAGGUCCUAAGCUGGCCCAAACAUGAGCAAGGGCUCAGGAAGGACCUACACGGAUGUGAGGGUUCAUGAGCGGGUCCAGAUUGGGAUCACUGUCUGCUGCAGCCCGGCCGAGUCGAGACAUAAGGGCGAGGAGCGCCAGGAAGCCCAGCAGCCCCAACAGGAGCAGCAGUCCUGCCCGCUGGAGCAGAGUCAGUGGCCGCUUCCGGGACCCAGCCCGGCUCCUAAGAGGAAUGAGAGAAAAGUCAGGUCAGGCCCUGGGUCCCUGCCCUGGCACAGGGAGAAGCCUUAGCCACUGCCUUUGUGGACUGGAACUGGUCACCCUGCACUCCUGUAUUCACCAUCAUAUUGUGUUAUUAUGAAGCUUGAAUUAGUAGGACACAAAUUAUCCUGGGAGCCUGAGUAUGUUAAAUAUGAGGGACACUUAGAAAAGUCAGGUGGCACCCCAGCGGGAAGGGGCCUCAGAGCCCAAACCCUUUAUAGGAGGAAAGGGCAGAGCCCCUGGGGAGGACAUGAUACACCAAAGUUGCCUGUCAAGCCAGGGCCUCACUGUGGCCCCGGCACUGAAUGUUGUUUGUCACCAGAACAAGUUCCAGUGUCAUCAAAUUGU